UAUAUGGAAAGCAGGAGUGUUUAUUUCUGCAGCCAUGAGAAGAAGAGUGGAAUUUUUCUCUGCAGCAGAGAGAUUGAUUGAGAAGAAAAACAGUGAAGAGGGAGGAGAGGGAGGGAACUGGUAAGGAAGAGGAAGGAAGAGCUGGCCUAUAUAAAGAAAGAGUGGAGCAAGAGCAUGGUUUGUGGUUUGUGAGAACAUUUGGAGAGACCCAGAGGCUGAACUGUACAGUGACAGGAGUCACCUGUGUGCAUGUGUGUGGGUGUGUCCAUACAGGGGAAAAUAUAGUAUUUGUGAAUUGUGUGUGUGUGGUGUGUGUGAGGGACCAUGCAGGGCUUGACGGUGCGACGCUCCCUCACCUUUGUGACGGGUCUGGUGGAGUGUCUGUGUUUUGCUGGAGCCGUGUUCGGCUGGGCUUCGCUUGUUUUUGUCCUGAAGACGGACGGCUACUUCAGCUCUCUGUGCGGCAACACCACAGGAGUCAAUGCAACGCAGGACUUAGAUUGCAGUGGACAGGAUGAACAGUUCUCUCUUGUUUUCACCAUCGCCUCCUUUAUGAACAAUGUCCUGACGCUGCCCAAUGGUUUCCUCUUUGACCUGUUUGGUACCACAGUGGCUCGGCUCUUUGGAAUAUUUCUUUACACCACGGGGACCUUGAUGGUGUCCUUCUCGACUGCAGCUUUGUCCAACCUGCUGUUCCCAGCUCUCUCCUUCCUGGCAGCGGGUGGCAUCUUGUUACUAAUGACCAACAUGCAGGUAGGAAACCUGUUCGGCUCACGUCGCUCCACCAUCAUCACUCUCUAUAACGGGGCCUUCGACUCUUCCUCAGCACUCUUCCUUGUCAUCAAGCUGUUACACGAGGCCGGCGUCUCUCUCCGCUCCUCCUUCCUCUUCCUGUCCGCCUGCAGCGUCAUCCACCUACUCAGGACUUUCUUCCUGCUGCCCAGAGGCCACAUCCCCUACCUGCUGCCUGAUGACUACACAUACGGGGCAACCUGUGGUAAAUCAAAGACUCUGAGGUUAGAGCCGACAACAGAAAAUGGUAACGCAGAGAUAACGAAAGAGGAAACGCUCAUCGACAAGGACGUCCCUGUGAAACAAGAGAAGAGUUUCCGUGAGUGUGUGAUGUCCAGGUUCUUUAUGUUGCAACUGCUUUGGUUGUCGGUGAUCCAGCUCAGACAUUACCUCUUCAUCGGCACCCUCAACCCCAUGCUGCAGCGGCUGACGGGGGGAGAGCCUUCACUGGUGAGCCAGUACAUCAAUGCCUUUGCUAUAACACAGCUGUGUGGCGUGCUGUGUGCUCCCUGGAACGGCCUCAUCAUGGACAGACAUAAGGGCAAACCACGUGCUGAAGGAGAGAGUGAACAGGAAGCAGACCUGCGGGCCUCGGUGCUUUCUCUCUUCCUGACAUCGCUGCAGUGUCUGCUGUUCUCACUUUGUGCCGCCACCCCGUACCUGCCGCUUCAAUAUCUCACCUUCAUCCUGCAGGUUCUCAACCGCUCCUUCCUCUACGGCGGUAACGCAGCCUUCAUCAGUGUGGCUUUCCCACCAUGCCACUUUGGGAAGCUGUAUGGUCUGGUCAUGGCUCUGUCUGCAGUGCUUUCUCUGCUGCAGUAUCCCUGCUUUGCCCUGGUGAAUGGACCUCUGGGGGGAGACCCUUUAUAUGUGAACAUCGGUCUGAUGCUGCUCAGCCUGCUCGCCUUCAUCCAUCCCCUCUCUGUCUUCCUGCACUGUCGACGUCUCGCCUCCCAGCGAGCCAUCAACGCCUCCUCUUAAAGUCUGUUAAAUGAGACUCGCGAUGAAAAUGUCCUUAAUAUCACCAGCGACACUGUUAAAUCUUCAGUUCGAUUGAUUGAGUACAUAUGUCUGUGUUUUGUUGCCAUAUGUAUCAACAAGUGCUUGUAAAUGCAUUUCAGAUUGCAUUGAAGUGUGGUUUUGGGUACAGUCAUAGCACAUUCACUUUCUCUCACAUCAUGUUCACAGCCAAAUUGGAAUCCAUCCAUAAUAACUAAGAGCUUCUGGUGUGCAGUCUGCUGCAGUUGACGGGUUGCAGAACACUUUACCUCUCGUGAGAUUUCAAGGAUGCAUCAUUUUAUUUUUACUGAUGCAUAAAUCAAAACGUGUUACACUCUUCUACAAUUUUAGAGUGAUGGUGCUCAAUCCAGCUUUUGCAGCUAAUAGCUUUAUCUGUUUUUACUGUUACAAUGCCUUGUGCUGGCAGAUUUCCAUGACUGUGACAUGUUACUGUGUGUUUCUUGUUUUAUGCAAUCUUAUAAUUUAAGAUAUAUAUUAUUGUAUAUUUUUAUUCAGUGUAAUACAAGCCACAUAUCACACCAAAAGAUAACAAUUGUUUAUUGUUAUUAUGAAAAUGUUACAGAUAAUGCCUAUAUCAGUACUGACCUUUUCAAGUUAUCUAUAUCUAUAUCUGUUUUACCUUGAAAGUAUAGAGUAUAGGACCAACAAGGUAUUAACAGUGAAAGGGACGAUUGGGAGUCAGAAUAUCAGUCAGUGUUGUUUUAGUUGGAUCAAUCAGUGAUGGGAACAGAACAAAAAGGCGAUACAGCUCUGCCAUCUGCUGGUCUCUCAGUUCAACUGUUAUCUACUAUUGUGCCACACAUUAACCAACAGUAAACUGAUCUCCUUUUAUGUUUUGGUUGUAUCCAACGUAUGACGUCUCCGGUGUUCAGUGUGUCUGUGUAGUUCAGUAGAAGAAUUUUGUGUCAUGAAGGAUUCAGUUUUUUAAUGAAAAAGGGAAAUAUGUACUUUUUGUUUUACCAGUAAGUUUAUGUUUUAGGUCGACUGUGUAUUUUUCUUAAGUGCCAAGACUGAGGAGGUGUUAAUGUUGUUGAAAUGUAACUUUGAAUAUGCAAACCCUCCCUUGUGAUUCACCAAAUUAAACCUAUCUUUUUAAUAUGAACUUUAGUAGUGUGCUAUAGGGAAUUAUCACUUUUUACUUUUGCCCAAAUACAUGUUUCAGUUUUUAAGUAUUGUGAGAAAUAUUAUGCAAUUGCAGGCAACUGCCCACCGUGACAUACAAAUAUCCAACUAUAUUAAAAUAAAUAUCUGUUCUGUUCUACUAUAUGCUGCAAACAAAUGUAUGAUGGGUUUAAUGGAAAACCAAUACAAACUGUUA
This is a messenger RNA of Sebastes umbrosus (honeycomb rockfish), 3130 nucleotides long. RefSeq names its product solute carrier family 43 member 3b (gene slc43a3b). The transcript has 13 exons. Bases 325 to 1773 code for a protein of 482 amino acids. The record is from RefSeq and is a predicted model, not a curated record. NCBI's taxonomy places the organism in Eukaryota, Metazoa, Chordata, Actinopteri, Perciformes, Sebastidae. Gene Ontology annotation, molecular function: transmembrane transporter activity. Gene Ontology annotation, biological process: transmembrane transport.